CUCGACCUUUUCCAUGAAGCAGUGGAUGAGUGCCGGAACGCUCUGCAUUGAGAAUUUUGUCCCCCUUCACGUCCUUAAAGACACCAUUCCAUUCAGACUCGUGAAAACACACGAUUCGGGGUGCAGGGGCCUUCGCCGAUCUAGAACAUCACCUAAUGAUCACUUCUGAUCGAAUUCGAGACUGAGAUUGUUCCCGCGGCGACACGAAAGCUCGGUCGAGCUGCAUGCUUUAAGCGGCAUGGUCGUCCCAACAUUCAGAAUGGUAAAAUUUCAGCUGCCUGAAAUCCUCCUGCGAGGACUCUAUUUCUACUCUACGCCACUAGCUAGGACUUGUCAUUCUCUAUUGUCGCACCCCAUAACAAAUCAUGGCCAACGAGACGAUCGAACGCACUGGACUGCCAGACUUUCCAGAGACCAAGCCCCCUCAUGCAGUGGACCGAGAGGUAGCUUCCGAAGGUUGUGUCGGUGAUGUAGGGAACCUCAAGCUCAUUGUAUAUCGGGUCGGAUUUCAAGUCCAACGCGAGCUGCGCAACGACUUUGAACCAUGGCUAAGAUACUACAAGGCCAAGGUCGAAACCGCAGACUGGGGCAAGAGGGUCGCCCAAUUCUCUUAUCGGCUCAUCAACGGCAACUUCGUCGAAGACUAUCAGGAAGACCUACAGAUGUCCGAACAGGGCGGUCAGGAGCUGGAAGAGAUCGGCGGCCUGCUCUUCGACAAGCGCGGUGCUCUCCAAACACGUUGGCUCAACGGCCAAGAAGCCGGCACGAAAGCCUUUGGCCCUGAGAUCAGCACUACUGGCGUGAAGAUCGCAGUAUUGAGCUGCACGGAUAGCCCCAAGGGCGAUUUUCUCAUUGUCGACCAGCCCUUCCGUCACCGUGGCGUCGCCUCUUGGGCGCUUCAAACGCUCUUCCAUAUGUUGCAUGAAGAGGGCGUCAAGUUCAUACUGACCCGACCGUCGGUUCCUCUGAUAUCUUCGAACCUACAGGGUUCUUCCGCAGAAGCCCAACUGCUGAGGCGCAACCUUGCAUUCGUCCGCAAGGCUGGCUUCCGCCGAGUCGGCACUUCGCCGAUCUUCGGAUACUUCCUUCAGGACGACGCCCAUCCCUCCCGCAGCCUUCCUGCAGAAGCUGACGUCGACCCCGCGUAGCUCACCUCACGUCACCUAGAACGAUCAGAAGGCGAGAACGAGACUGUCAUUCCAUCCAAUUCCAUUCAUGAAAAUAGAUAUGUCUCCUUACGACCCUCAUGACCAGAGGAUGAUCGAUACCACGCAGUCUGUUUGAUGUAUACCUGCCUCGAGCCACUCAAUCCAACAAUCUGUCCUUCCUGCGGCGCUAGCUCUCCCUGAGAGGCGCUUUUACUUACGUACCAUCGUGCUCAAUCGCCGAGAUGACUCAGCCUUCGCUGUUCUGUAGAUUAGCCGAUGAGCAGCCCCGCGCUACGAACUGCCUGGGUGUAUGUGAUGGCGGUAAGGCCUCGUCCAGGCUUUCACAAAUUGUUAUGUAUUGUGGGUCCCCUCGUC
Laetiporus sulphureus 93-53 is the source of this 1523-nucleotide messenger RNA. RefSeq lists its product as uncharacterized. The coding region runs from base 366 to 1148 and encodes 260 amino acids. NCBI's taxonomy places the organism in Eukaryota, Fungi, Basidiomycota, Agaricomycetes, Polyporales, Laetiporaceae. The record is from RefSeq and is a predicted model, not a curated record. The transcript is spliced from 7 exons.